AUGAAUAAAUCAAUGAUGAUUCGAAGGCUAAUUUCUGCACCGCCCGCUCUUAGAAGUACACUUGUUCAAAAACAAUUAUUCUUCCCUCAGUCCCGUCAAUAUGCCGUUCAGAGCAUUACUCAACCUUCAUUUUGGACGAACAUGAUUCCUAAACCAUUUCGAAAGAGCGAACGAGCCGUAAGCAAAAGACAGAAAUCAAAAGAUUGGAAUCCUGCGACAUUUUUUAUAUGGAUCUUCCUUCUGAUUGGAUCAAUGUCAAUUCAGAUGAUCGCAUUACGGAAUGAAUAUACAACUUUCACUCGGCGCGCAGAUGCAAAGAUCGCCGUAUUGAGAGAGCUCAUCCAGAGAAUAAGAAACGGAGAGAAGCCCGAUGUUGAAGCACUUCUAGGUGUUGGAGACCAAGAGCAGGAGCGGGAGUGGGAAGAAGGUAUAAUCUACAUUUCGUUCUUGGGGUAUCGUUCUAACUUGGUGAUUGAAGUAUUACAAGAGAUCGAACGAGAAGAGGCAGCUUCACAACAGGCCCCUCCAAAGAAAUCAAAACCUGGAAACGCUGUCGUCCCAGAGACAAGAGAGAAGACUCGCGAACAACCGAAGAAUAAGAGUAGUGGACCCUCGGGAUUCUAUUGAGAAAAUAUUUGUACAAAAAAAUCUACUAUACAAGAUUGAUGUAUA
Sclerotinia trifoliorum is the source of this 672-nucleotide messenger RNA. The record is from the annotation of a GenBank genome assembly. Lineage: Eukaryota; Fungi; Ascomycota; Leotiomycetes; Helotiales; Sclerotiniaceae.